Molecule: messenger RNA, 2424 nt
Organism: Thelazia callipaeda (thelaziosis nematode)
Lineage: Eukaryota; Metazoa; Nematoda; Chromadorea; Rhabditida; Thelaziidae
Source: the annotation of a GenBank genome assembly
AUGCAGCCAAGAUCGGAGGGAGAACAAGAAAAUAGAUCAGAAACAGGAAUACUUCGUCGACGAAGAGUCGUAAAUCGUCCGUUUUCUGUAAAUUCACUGGCACCAGCUGCUGUAAAUACUAUAAAUGAUAUUUCGGCAACUGAAGAUGCCAUUGAUGCAUCUAGCAUUGCAACUUCAUCAUCGUCCUGUACGAAUACAAUGUGCAUUCCCGGCAACACGGCAACAAUUACUGCACCUUCUUCGGAAGUUGCUGCUUAUUCGCAGUCUCAAAUUGGUAACUCUUUUAUAGGUGGGAAGUCAAGCACUUCUGCAUCUUCCAGUACUAUUAACAAAGUACCCCGUCGAUGGGAACAUUGGAAUUGUACUGAAAUCAACACAUUUUUUGAAGGUAUCAAGCUGUACGGAAGAGAUUUCGAACAAAUAGCGAAAUUAAUGACUCGACGGAAAUUGAAUAAAGACAAAGAUCAGAUUCGUAACUACUAUUUCAAUUCACUAAAGUUGAUAAAAUCAUCAACACAUAUCAAUGAAAGUUUGAUGGCAAAUAUACCACGAGAUGCCAAGGAGCUGUUUAUUUUGAUCAAUGGAUUUGAAUGGAAAAGAAGAAUUUGUGACAAAUUUGACGAAGCAAAAUUUCAUCAGCUUGUGAUGAACGGAUCAACGUAUGAGAAAAAGCGGAAGAAAAAGCAACUUGUGUUGGUGCGUACUCCAAUGUGUCCUUCACUACAAAAAUGUUUCCCGAGUUAUAGCUCAUCACCACUGCCAACACACGUUUACUUAAAUCUCACUCCUCAAACAGAAGCUGAUCGUUACUUCGUAGAGAAGCGUGGGCAAAAUCCGCUGAUUAGAAUUAAAAUUGCUAUGGGUGAUCAAAUAAGUCGUGUUUUUUCUCUCCUAAAGAUGAAAUGGAAUUUGCGAUUACAGAAAUCGAUUGGUUGUAUAGCGGAUGAGAAAGAGCAGGUGCAAGUUGUCCUGUAUCCGGAUAAAACAACUCGAGUAGGAAAAGUAAUUGUCAAUCUUCAUGAAACAACACCAACAGUAUUUUCAGUUAAUCGGUUGAUAAGUGAGCUGAAACGAAUGGGAACUAUUGAUGAGAGUAGUGGACACUGUCAAAUUGAGACUUCAAAUGCUUCUGAAGAAUUGCCAAAAGAUUCAAAAGUAACAGAUCAUGCAGAUGAUUGUGAUGAUGGACCUUUCACUGUAAACGAAAACAAAUUUCGUGCUGGACUGACGGAGAAAUCUGUUGACAAGGCAACUGUUACCGAACUUUACUACUUGUGUGGUAAAGAAGCUGAAAUCAAGCUUGUUUAUUCUACUGGAAUGAAGCGAAUGGGUGAUCCUGAACCGUGGCACAUUUUCCUCCAGCUUUUAUGCCGUGGUUACGGAGAAGCUCUUUGUAAGUCUCUUAAUGGACCUCAGAAAACGGCGGAAGCAGAUGAGUUUCCUGAACGAAAGUGGCAAGAGAAGAUCAAAAAAAAGCGAGAAGAUACAGAACCAGCAGUAGCUGUUAUGUCUGAAUCCACAGAAAAAAAUCAAGGAUCCGAAGAUAUUGUAAAUGAAAUAGUUGAAAAUGAGACUAGUGCUUUUAUGGAACAGCUUGAAAGUUUAAAAGUAAAGAAGCGUACUCGCACGUUCCAUCGACGUUUUCCUGACAAAAGAAGCAGAGUCGAAUCAAGAAUCGUGAUGAGUCCGACUUUUAGUGGUCAUCCAUCUGUAUGUAGGGAUGAUCAGUUGAUAUCAGUUCAUUCAAGAGACGAGAAUGUAUGGUCUCCGAAUAACAUCACUGGAACGGAAAAUGUUCAUGUUGCAGUACAAUGUCAUGAUACAAUGAGACCAGAGUUUGCAAUUACCUGUGGAGAAAGAUGUAGUGGUAGUUUCAGUGAGGUCGUACCAGGAUGUGAUUAUUUCAUGCCAAAAAAUGAUGCUGUAUUAGACGCAGCUUAUGUCGCAGGAAGUGGAAAUCAAGGAAUGAAUACAAUGUUUGGAAUUCCGAUUGUAGCAAUACCGGCUCAAAUAACGCCAUUGAAUUCAUUACCUGUUAAUGAUGCAGUUGAUUCCGGUCGUGGAGAGUUUAUGCAAGGUGUAACUCAGGAUAAGGUUAUUUCUCCUAGAAGCAGUAUGGAUCCAGAAAGAGACAACAGUAGUUUACUGAUGUUAUCUCCAAUGAAGGAAAAUACUCUUCUGAGGGAACUCCAAAGUGCACCUUCCAUGGAUAAGACUAUCGAAGUUAUGUUGCAAGAAAAUAGUACCGAAUGCUAUCGUUUCGUUGAGCAGUUUGCUUCCAGUAUCAAUUCAAAUACGGUCAGUGGUGAAUUAAGUGAGGAAAGUGAGAUAACUUUUAUCGCGGAGCAACUUGCGCAGUCAGCUGCUGAUACACUUAAUUCUGCUACAUCUGCUAAUUUGAGAUCUAACGAGCAUAGACAUUAG